Messenger RNA from Hepatospora eriocheir, 519 nucleotides. Lineage: Eukaryota; Fungi; Microsporidia; Hepatosporidae. The record is from the annotation of a GenBank genome assembly.
AUGUCUAGAAAUGAUAAGAGUAGAAGCAGAGCUUAUUUACAUAGCGAUUUUAAAAGGAUUAACGAAUGUAAAAAUACAUUACAAUAUUUCAGUAUAGGACUCAUAGAUGAUAAUUUAUUUGAGUGGGAAGUUGUUUUAUUUGGUCCUAAAGAUUCUUUACAUGAAUCAGCAAUAUAUAGAGCUAAAAUGUCUUUCCCUUCAAACUAUCCUGAUGCACCACCUUCAUUUAAAUUUACUUCUAAAAUGUGGCAUCCAAAUAUCUCAGCUGAUGGUACUGUUUGUAUUAGUAUUCUUCACAAAGCUGGUAAUGAUGAAUUUGGUUAUGAAUCAAUUGAUGAGAGAUGGUUGCCUGUUAGAACACCAGAAACAGUUAUUUUGAGUAUUAUUUCGUUGUUACAUGAGCCUAAUCCUGAUAGUCCUGCUAACAUUGAAGCGGCUAAUGAAUACAGAAACAAUAUUAAACUUUAUAGUAGAAAAGUUAGAAAGUUAGCUGAAGAGACACUUGAUGAAGAUAAUUAA